Messenger RNA from Camelus dromedarius (Arabian camel), 6077 nucleotides. RefSeq names its product myotubularin related protein 3 (gene MTMR3). NCBI's taxonomy places the organism in Eukaryota, Metazoa, Chordata, Mammalia, Artiodactyla, Camelidae. Gene Ontology annotation, molecular function: phosphatidylinositol-3-phosphate phosphatase activity; metal ion binding; protein phosphatase binding. Gene Ontology annotation, biological process: phosphatidylinositol dephosphorylation; regulation of autophagy. Gene Ontology annotation, cellular component: cytoplasm; membrane. The transcript is spliced from 23 exons. The record is from RefSeq and is a predicted model, not a curated record. The coding region runs from base 370 to 4056 and encodes 1228 amino acids.
CAGGCUCGUUGUCGGGAGCGCGCUCUGUGUGGCCGCUGCCGCCAUGUUGUUGUGGUUGUGAGAAGGCGGCGGCAGCGGCGGAGCAGCCGAUCAAGACGCCCCAGCGGCCCAGGCGCUGGCCCCCGCCGGCCCUGGCUGGGAGCCUUGUAGGGUGGCGGAGGAGGCCGUGCCGUGACAGGCCUAGCCAUGUCCUGCCGCCCGAUUUUCUUGUGAAACCCUUCUAGUAGAAAAAGUUCUUGGGAUAAACUUCAUUUGACCCAGGCAUAAAGGAAAGAAAAGCCUUGCCAGAUAUUGAAGAAGGGACGGGGAUCUCUCCUCCUAAUCUUGUCCUCCUGUCAUGAGGCACCUACUGUAUUGGAUGGAACACUUAUGAGGGAUGAAGAGACUCGGCACAGCCUUGAGUGCAUCCAGGCCAACCAGAUCUUUCCCAGGAAACAGCUGAUCCGGGAGGAUGAAAAUCUUCAGGUUCCUUUCCUUGAACUUCAUGGAGAAAGCACAGAGUAUGUGGGCCGUGCUGAAGAUGCCAUCAUUGCCCUUUCUAAUUACAGACUUCACAUCAAGUUCAAGGAGUCUCUUGUUAAUGUUCCAUUACAGCUUAUAGAAAGUGUUGAAUGCCGAGAUAUAUUUCAGCUUCAUUUGACUUGCAAAGACUGCAAAAUUAUCAGGUGUCAGUUCUCAACCUUUGAGCAAUGUCAAGAGUGGCUUAAGAGACUGAACAAUGCAAUCCGACCACCUGCUAAAAUAGAAGAUCUCUUCUCAUUUGCAUACCAUGCUUGGUGCAUGGAAGUCUACGCCAGUGAAAAAGAGCAACAUGGAGACCUGUGCAGACCAGGGGAGCACGUAACGUCAAGGUUUAAAAAUGAAGUGGAGCGGAUGGGUUUUGAUAUGAACAAUGCCUGGAGGAUUUCCAACAUCAAUGAGAAGUACAAGCUGUGUGGUAGCUAUCCACAGGAGCUAAUAGUGCCUGCCUGGAUCACUGACAAAGAACUAGAGAGUGUAGCAAGCUUCAGGUCCUGGAAGCGCAUCCCUGCUGUCGUCUACAGGCACCAGAGCAAUGGAGCUGUCAUUGCCCGCUGUGGACAGCCGGAGGUCAGCUGGUGGGGCUGGCGAAAUGCUGAUGAUGAGCACCUGGUGCAGUCAAUAGCCAAAGCUUGUGCCUCUGACUCCCGAUCUAGUGGCAACAAGCUGUCAGCUAGGAACAGUCCUCGAGACUUUGCCAACGCGGGAGACCUUUCUGAUGUGGAGUUUGACUCUUCUCUGUCCAAUGCUUCAGGAGCAGAGAGUUUAGCCAUCCAGCCACAGAAGCUUUUGAUCCUGGAUGCACGCUCCUAUGCAGCAGCUGUAGCGAACCGAGCCAAAGGAGGAGGCUGCGAAUGCCCAGAGUAUUACCCAAACUGUGAAGUUGUGUUUAUGGGGAUGGCAAAUAUUCAUUCAAUUCGGAGGAGUUUUCAGUCUCUGCGAUUGCUAUGCACACAGAUGCCGGAUCCAGGAAAUUGGCUCUCAGCUCUCGAAAGCACAAAAUGGCUCCAUCACCUCUCUGUGCUUUUGAAGUCGGCACUUUUGGUCGUGCAUGCUGUGGAUCGUGAUCAGCGACCAGUGCUAGUGCACUGUUCAGAUGGCUGGGACCGCACCCCCCAGAUUGUGGCAUUGGCUAAGCUCUUGCUGGACCCUUAUUACCGAACUAUAGAGGGUUUCCAGGUCCUCGUGGAGAUGGAGUGGCUGGAUUUUGGCCACAAGUUUGCUGACCGAUGUGGUCAUGGGGAGAACUCGGAUGAUCUGAACGAGCGUUGCCCAGUGUUUCUGCAGUGGCUUGACUGUGUUCAUCAGCUUCAGAGGCAAUUUCCUUGCUCUUUUGAGUUCAAUGAAGCAUUCCUUGUGAAACUGGUGCAACAUACCUAUUCCUGCCUCUUUGGAACAUUCCUGUGCAACAAUGCCAAGGAGAGAGGAGAAAAGCAUACUCAGGAACGGACAUGUUCUGUGUGGUCGCUGCUGCGGGCAGGCAACAAAGCUUUCAAGAACCUACUGUACUCCUCUCAGUCAGAAACCGUACUGUACCCCGUGUGCCACGUGCGUAACCUGAUGCUGUGGAGUGCGGUGUACCUGCCCUGCCCAUCCCCGUCCACCCCAGCGGACGACAGCUGUGCACCAUACCCAGCCCCUGGUACCAGCCCUGAUGAUCCGCCCCUGAGUCGGCUACCAAAAACUAGAUCAUUUGACAAUCUGACCACAGCCUGCGACAACACGGUGCCUCUAGCCAGCCGGCGCAGCAGUGACCCAAGCCUGAAUGAGAAGUGGCAGGAGCAUCGGCGCUCGCUGGAACUGAGCACCCUGGCCAGUCCUGGAGAGGAGCCUCUUGAUCCUGACAGCCUGGGGAAGCCGACCAAAGUGCUGGGUGGCGCCGAGCUGUCUGUUGCAGCUGGAGUGGCUGAGGGGCAGAUGGAGAACAUUUUGCAAGAGGCCACCAAAGAGGAGAGUGGGGUAGAGGAGCCUACCCAGAGGGCGAGGCAGGAGGUCAAAGAGGAGGAGGCUCAUCUAGAAAAGGAGAGCAGGGGGAAGACCCCUGAGGGCCCAGCUGUCAUACUUCAUCAGGAACCAGAACUGGGGGGUGCUGCUCUGAGGAGUGAUCUGGGCACCAGCCUUCUUCUGUUCUCACAGGGUAUUCCUGAGCAGCAGGGUGGGCACAAUGUAGUCCCCAGUUGUCUCCAGGAGCCCCCCAAGGGAGAGGAUGCCCAGGACAUCCCUGUGGAACAGUCUCGAAUAGGAGCUAUCGCAGAGGACAGGGAGGAAGCUGUCCUUCCAAUCCCAGUAGAUGCGAAAGUUGGCUAUGGUACCUCACAGUCAAGUUCUCUGCUGCCCUCCCAAGUCCCAUUUGAGGCCAGAGGACCAAACACGGACAGUUCCAUGGACAUGUUAAUGGAAGAUAAAGCAAAGUCAGAAAGUGGGCCCCAAGACCAUCAUAGACCUUGCCUGGUAACCAGUGGCAGGUUCAGUGGCAAGGACGUGCUCCCUCAAGCCAUGGAGCCCAGGCCUUUGGAGAGGAGCCUGGCUGAGAGGCCCCAGGUGGGAUCUCUGGUGCAUAGGACUUCCCUUGGUAGCACCCACAGCCCGACGCAUUCUCCUUGUGCCUUGCCUUUAGCCGAAUGUAAAGAGGGGCUUGUGUGCAAUGGUGCCCCAGAGACUGAAAAUAAGGCCUCAGAGCAGCCCCCAGGGCUUAGUACCCUCCAGAAGCACCACACCCCCAAUGGGCACUGCGCCAAUGGGGAGGCUGGUAGGAGCAAGGACUCCCUGAGCCGCCAGCUGUCUGCCACAAGCUGCAGCUCUGCGCACUUACACUCGAGGAACUUGCACCACAAGUGGCUGCACAGCCACUCAGGGAGGCCAUCUGCAACCGGCAGCCCUGAGCAGCCUUCCCGUAGCCACCUAGAUGACGAUGGCAUGCCUGUGUACACGGACACUAUCCAGCAGCGCCUGCGUCAGAUUGAGUCAGGCCACCAGCAGGAAGUGGAGACCUUGAAGAAGCAAGUCCAGGAGCUGAGGAGUCGCCUGGAGAGCCAGUACCUGACCAGCUCCCUACGCUUCAAUGGGGACUUCGGGGAUGAGGUGAGUCCUUCAGAGAAAGGAGGACAGGCCCAAAGCACUCAGUUUCAACACACAGAUACUUCAAUUCCUGACUCGGAAAGCAAUCUGGAUCAGAACUGUUUGUCUCGCUGCAGCACAGAGAUUUUCUCUGAAGCCAGCUGGGAGCAGGUGGAUAAACAGGACACGGAGAUGACCCGUUGGCUCCCUGACCACCUGGCUGCCCACUGCUAUGCGUGCGACAGCGCCUUCUGGCUUGCCAGCAGGAAGCACCACUGCAGGGACACUGACCGUGUUGAUCAAACGUGGAAUUGUGGGAACGUAUUCUGCUCCAGUUGUUGUAAUCAGAAGGUUCCAGUUCCCAGCCAACAGCUCUUUGAACCUAGUCGAGUGUGCAAGUCUUGCUAUAGCAGCCUACAUCCCACAAGCUCCAGCAUUGACCUUGAACUGGAUAAACCCAUUGCUGCCACUUCAAACUGAAGCUCAGUGACCUGGGGCGGGCAGAGGCCAAGCUGCAGUUCCUCUGACAGGCCCACACAGCCUGGGCAGACCGAGAGGCCCGUGCACUUUGGAAUGGGGACAUGGAACCACCUGUGCAGAAUGAUGGAAAUUUGGGAUGUACCACUGGAUUGUAGAUUGAUACCCCCUCCCAUUUUUUUUUCCUCCCUUUUCUAUCCUUCUGUCUCCAAAAAAGAAAAAAGUCCCCUCAUCUCAAUUUUUUUUUUUUUUUUUUUUGGAUGAAAGAUCAGAGGUUGCCAGGCUCCUGUAACUAUUGAGCUGCCUGCUGUCAGGUGAUGCUGAGGUUUGGCUUGGUUCCUCAGAAUGGGAGGAAGCUGGUUGAGUCAGGAGUGGAGGCCUGAGAUAGUGAGCAGGGAAUAAAGUCACUGCUGAUGUUUGUGACUGUUACUGCCGCAUCAGAGCUGGUUGGAAAAACCUUGCUGCUGAGGACACUAGAAAUAUCUGCCCCAGGUGCAGUGCUCCAGGUCCCCUCUCCCUCCUGAGAGAGGCUGGGCCAGUCCCACCCCACAGCCAGAUAAAUGGGAUUGGCAUUUGGAGGGAGGGGCAUGUAGUAAACGGAACCCCGAAGGCCCCCCCUUUGGGGAAGGAAAGGGUACGUUCCUCUGAGGCAAGUGAGAGGGCUGGGAAUGGGUGACCAGCAUAUUCUUCCCACUGGGAUUCCCUUUUUAUCUUAACCCAGAUUGUCUAGGGCUGCCUUCACUGUCAGCCUCCCUCAGCCAGGCUGUGUAGCACUUCCCACCCUCAGGCAUAAGGGUGCAGACUGGCCAGAGUGCAGUGUCCUGCUGCUGUGGCCAAGGCCAAAGUAUGCCCUGAGCCCAGGCACACCUGGAAGCUCCUUCCCGGGCCUGCUCCCCCAGAUAGUCUCUCUUCCUUCCUCAGCCAGCACAGGGAAAUCCAGACUCAGGGUUCGAAAAACUCCCCGCUCCCAAACCAAACCAAUCAUGGAUCUCCCCUUUAAGGGGCAGAAUCAGCCUUUCAGAGUACAAGCCUCUGGAAAAGGGAGCAUGUUCCAUACAAUCAGCCUUCCCCUGCCGCCCCUUCUUGGAGCGGUGGGAAGGGCCCAGCAAUCCCACUGCCCUGCUCCUGUGCUGCUGGCCAGCAGUGAGGGGCCACUUGGUGACUCUGCAGAGUUCCUUAGAGAAGUAACAGCCCGUAGGAGAUGCAAGGCACCUUUCCUCAGUAAGCUCUGAUGUGGUCCAAAAAGAGCCUUAAAUCAAGAAUAUCUGUGGUGGAGGCGCGUAUGGAGAAGAGUGGAAAAGAGUUUAGGUUUGUGCUUUGUUAUCUUGGCAUCCAUGUUUUGUGCCUGCCCUCCCUCCUAGGGGAAGGGCUAUGCUUGGCUCUGCUAAAAGCUGCUAGCUGGUAACAGGGCGCAUUGUGGUGGGCAGUGGGGGUGAGGUCAGGGAACUGUUCUGACUCUUUGGAAGCAGUUCCCUGGCCACAGGCAAGUUGAGUCUCAGGAAGGUGGCUCCUGUGUGUGCCUGGGUACAGUUAAGACGUGACCCAGAAGCCUUCCCUGGAGCUGUCCAGGCAAAGCCAAGAGCAUCUGAGUACGUCUCUGACUUCCCAGUGGCAGCAGGUUGCUCAGAAUUUGAGUUUAGUGAAACAGGGUGUAAGUUCUUCUCCACACUCUGUGUGGUCUGGCCUUGCAGAUAGGGAGAAGUCAGUCUAAUUAAAGAUUGUGCAGUUCCUAGUGACAGGUGCCAAGAGGUUAUGAUACGGGUUUCUUGGGUCUGAUGUACAGUGUGAAUAAAUGCUUGCAGCUCUUAAGCCCUUUUUUGAUCAAUGAAGCACUUUUUUAUUAAUAUUUUCUUUGUAUGUAAAGGAGGAACCGUAACUCUCCGUAGCUGUAAAUAUAACCCUUUUCUCUUAAAGAGGAGUCAGUGCUCCUAUAUUUUUCAUUUUUUUGUCAAAGCAAGAAGUAAAUACUUUAGAACUGUUAAAUAUAUAAAUAAAGUAAAUAAAGUUUAGUGUUCCGCAUGGUA